AUGACCACUUCUGGGUCUAAAGAGGGUGAGGUUCCCGCGGGAGAUACUACUACUACUGAGCUCGGCAAGCAAUUUGGUCAGGAUUCUGAGGUGAGGAAGCAAGUUGUUAUUUCAGAGCAGACUCAGGCCACACAGAGGAAGAUAGAUGCCUUCGAGCUGAGGAUACUAGCUCAACCCCAUGAAAUUUUGUGCAACUCAAGGAAUCUUAAUCCUAUGUUAUGCAUAAAGUGGAUAGAGCUCCAUGGAGAUCGUGCUGGCUAUGAUGAUCCAGCCAUGGUGAGUGAUAUUGGGAGCAUUGAAGGUAGAAGUUAUCUCUUCAUUGGUCAUCAACUUUGCAAUGACAACCCAUUUAUGAGCUAUGGGGUUUUUGCUGAUUUAAGAUCUAAAGAGCUAGGUCAGGGUGAGCCAAUAGCCCCCAAUUUAAGGGCAAUGUUUGGGCUGAGAGUUGCAAUCAUAACAAUUUUAACUAAUAAAGGUGGUUCAGGCAAAACACUUGCCAUUGGAUGUGCAAACAAGUGGUUAAUGUUGGAAAACUCAGCAUUUUAUGUUGCUAGGUAA
Molecule: messenger RNA, 558 nt
Organism: Solanum verrucosum
Lineage: Eukaryota; Viridiplantae; Streptophyta; Magnoliopsida; Solanales; Solanaceae
Product: acetyl-coenzyme A carboxylase carboxyl transferase subunit alpha, chloroplastic-like
Exons: 5
Coding region: 1-558 (185 amino acids)
Biological process (GO): fatty acid biosynthetic process
Cellular component (GO): acetyl-CoA carboxylase complex
Molecular function (GO): carboxyl- or carbamoyltransferase activity; acetyl-CoA carboxylase activity
Source: RefSeq, a predicted model, not a curated record